This is a messenger RNA of Gavia stellata (red-throated loon), 2825 nucleotides long. RefSeq names its product smoothened, frizzled class receptor (gene SMO). The coding region runs from base 1 to 2406 and encodes 801 amino acids. The record is from RefSeq and is a predicted model, not a curated record. Lineage: Eukaryota; Metazoa; Chordata; Aves; Gaviiformes; Gaviidae. Gene Ontology annotation, cellular component: dendrite; cilium; plasma membrane. Gene Ontology annotation, biological process: central nervous system development; positive regulation of smoothened signaling pathway; smoothened signaling pathway. Gene Ontology annotation, molecular function: patched binding; transmembrane signaling receptor activity. The transcript is spliced from 12 exons.
AUGGCGGCGCAGGGCGGCGGGUGGCGGUGGGCGCUGGCGCUGGGCAUGGCGCUGGCGCUGGGCGGCCGCCGCUGCCCCGCCGCCCCCUUCCUCAACGCCUCGGCCGUUCCCGACCGCUGCCGCCGCCCCGCGCCCUGCGAACGGCUCCGUUACGGUGCCUGCCUGGGCUCGGCGCUGCCCUACGCCGCCACCUCCACGCUGCUGGCCGACGACUCCGCCUCGCAGGAGGAGGCUCACGGAAAGCUCCUGCUCUGGUCCGGCCUGCGCAACGCCCCGCGCUGCUGGGAUGUCAUCCAGCCCCUGCUCUGCGCCGUCUACAUGCCCAAGUGCGAGGACGGCCAGGUGGAGCUGCCCAGCCAGACCCUCUGCCAGGCCACCCGGGCGCCCUGCACCAUCGUGGAGCGUGAGCGCGGCUGGCCUGACUUCCUCAAGUGCACGCCUGACCGCUUCCCGGAGGGAUGCCCGAAUGAGGUGCAGAACAUCAAGUUCAACAGCUCAGGGCAGUGCGAGGCGCCGCUGGUGCGGACGGACAACCCCAAGAGCUGGUAUGAGGACGUGGAGGGUUGCGGCAUCCAGUGCCAGAACCCGCUCUUCACCGAGAAGGAGCACCGCGAGAUGCACGUCUACAUCGCCGCCUUCAGCUCCGUCACCAUCUUCUGCACCUUCUUCACCCUGGCCACAUUCGUCGCCGACUGGAGGAACUCCAACCGCUACCCCGCCGUCAUCCUCUUCUACGUCAACGCCUGCUUCUUCGUGGGCAGCAUCGGCUGGUUGGCGCAGUUCAUGGAUGGUGCACGUGACGAGAUCGUGUGCCGGGCCGACGGCACCAUGCGGCUGGGGGAACCCACCUCCAACGAGACGCUCUCCUGCGUCAUCAUCUUCGUUAUCGUCUACUACUCGCUGAUGUCGGGCGUCAUCUGGUUCGUCAUGCUGACCUACGCCUGGCACACCUCCUUCAAGGCGCUGGGCACCACCUACCAGCCGCUGCUGGGCAAGACCUCCUAUUUCCACCUCAUCACCUGGUCCAUCCCCUUCGUCCUCACCGUGGCCAUCCUGGCCGUGGCGCAGGUGGAUGGUGACUCUGUCAGCGGCAUCUGCUUUGUGGGGUACAAGAACUACCGCUACCGGGCCGGCUUCGUCCUGGCACCCAUCGGGCUCGUCCUCAUCGUGGGGGGCUAUUUCCUCAUCCGGGGGGUCAUGACGCUCUUCUCCAUUAAGAGCAACCACCCCGGGCUGCUGAGCGAGAAGGCGGCCAGCAAGAUCAACGAGACCAUGCUGCGGCUGGGCAUCUUCGGCUUCUUGGCCUUCGGCUUCGUCUUCAUCACUUUUGGCUGCCACUUCUAUGACUUCUUCAACCAGGCGGAGUGGGAGCGCAGCUUUCGGGAAUACGUCCUGUGCGAGGCCAACGUGACCAUCGCCACGCAAACCAACAAGCCCAUCCCCGACUGCGAGAUCAAGAACCGGCCGAGCCUGCUGGUGGAGAAGAUCAACCUCUUCGCCAUGUUCGGCACCGGCGUCUCCAUGAGCACCUGGGUCUGGACCAAGGCCACCCUGCUCAUCUGGAAGCGCACCUGGUGCAGGUUGACGGGGCAGAGUGACGACCAGCCCAAGAGGAUCAAGAAGAGCAAGAUGAUCGCGAAGGCAUUCUCCAAGCGCAAGGAGCUGCUGCGCGACCCAGGCCAGGAGCUGUCCUUCAGCAUGCACACCGUCUCGCACGAUGGCCCCGUGGCCGGUUUAGCGUUUGACAUCAACGAGCCGUCGGCCGACGUGUCCUCAGCGUGGGCCCAACACGUGACCAAGAUGGUGGCUAGGAGGGGGGCUAUCCUGCCCCAGGACAUCUCUGUGACACCCGUGGCGACACCUGUGCCGCUGGAGGAGAGGGCCAACCUCUGGGUGGUGGAGGCCGAUGUCUCCCCUGAGCUGCAGAAGCGCAGUGGCCGCAAGAAGAAGCGGAGGAAGAAGAAGAAGGAGGUGUGCCCGGGCCCCGAGCGCUGCCUGGGGGGCCCCGCAGCCCCCCCGGCCCCCAGCGCCGUCCCUCGCCUGCCCCGGCUGCCCCCCCAGCCCUGCCUGGUCGCCUUCGCCCCCGACGUCCUCCAGGGGCUCCCGCCCGGCCAGCCUGAAGCCGCCUUCGCUGGGGGGCCGUGGGACAGCCGCCGCAGAGCCAACGUCUUCCACCUCAUCAGCAACCCCUUCUGCCCCGAGAGCGGGUCCCCGGAGGAGGAGAGCCCUGGCCCCAGCAACGGGUGCUGGCAGCACAACGGGGGUCCGCUCUGGCCCCCCGAUCCUGGCACCCUGCCCCGCGGCGGGGUUCCAAGGACUCAGGGCCGACGGGCCGGCUUGGCCCCCAUCCACUCUCGGACCAACCUGGUGGAUGCGGAGCUGCUGGACGCUGAUUCGGACUUUUGAGCCCGGCAGGACGAUGCGAGGGGACGGGGACACCUGGGGCGAAACCCGAAACCUCAUCCAGCCUGGGCAGCCUGUGAGGGGACGCCGAAGCCCACCCUGUCCCGCCGGGGCCGGUCCCGAGCAUCCCUCCAGCCUGGCCAUGACUGAUUCCUCCCCUCGGAGGAGGGCAUUUCUCCCCACAUCACCCAGACAGACUCGUUGCACAUCCCAGCCUGGUAAGACGCCGGCAGAAGGGUUUUGGGGUGUCCCCCGGGCAUCGCUGGAAGAAGAGAAACAGGGUGUUGGUGGAACAAACCCCACCCAGGUCCUGCAGGGAUUUAAGGACAAGGGGGACACUGCCGCCGACGGGGACGGGAGCGGGUGGCCCGCCCCCCCGGGACAGCGGUACCAGGCAGCGGGCGAGCAUAGGUCAGGGUAGA